This is a messenger RNA of Hippoglossus stenolepis (Pacific halibut), 2473 nucleotides long. RefSeq names its product aspartate aminotransferase, cytoplasmic. Gene Ontology annotation, biological process: L-aspartate biosynthetic process. NCBI's taxonomy places the organism in Eukaryota, Metazoa, Chordata, Actinopteri, Pleuronectiformes, Pleuronectidae. The record is from RefSeq and is a predicted model, not a curated record. Bases 132 to 1364 code for a protein of 410 amino acids. The transcript is spliced from 9 exons. Gene Ontology annotation, cellular component: cytosol. Gene Ontology annotation, molecular function: pyridoxal phosphate binding; L-aspartate:2-oxoglutarate transaminase activity.
AGCUCCACCGGAGCUGAAGGUGACGCUGGCCCGACUCUCUACCUCCAUCCACCCGCCGUGUCGGACGCAUCCUCCCCGGUCUGCUCCUCCUCCAGCACCGCGCCGCGACCUCCUGCUUCUCCCGGUGAACCAUGUCCUUGUUCAGCGAUGUCCCGCAGGCUCCUCCCGUGGCCGUGUUCAAACUGUCGGCGGACUUCAGGGAGGACAGCCACCCGCAGAAGGUCAACCUGGGAGUCGGGGCUUACCGCACCGACGACAACCAGCCCUGGGUGCUGCCGGUGGUGAAGAAGGUGGAGCGGCUGAUCGUGGAGGACACCAGCCUGAACCACGAGUACCUGCCCAUCCUCGGCCUGCCCGAGUUCCGCUCCGCCUCCUCCAAGGUCGCCCUGGGAGAAGACAGCGCCGCCAUCAAGGACAACAGGGUCGGGGGAGUCCAGGCUCUGGGUGGGACCGGUGCGUUGAGGAUCGGCGCGGAGUUCCUGCGCCGCUGGUACAACGGCACCAACAACACAGCCACGCCCGUCUACGUGUCAGCGCCCACCUGGGAGAACCACAAUGGUGUGUUUGCUGAUGCUGGUUUCAAAGACAUCCGGCCCUACCACUACUGGGACGCUGCUAACAGGGGCCUGGACCUCACCGGGCUCCUGGACGACCUGGAGAAAGCCCCAGAACACUCCAUCUUCAUCCUGCACGCCUGCGCUCACAACCCGACCGGCACCGACCCCACCCAGGACGAGUGGAAGCAGAUCGCAGAGAUCAUGAAGAGGAGGAAGCUGUUUGUGUUCUUCGACUCGGCCUAUCAGGGAUUCGCCUCUGGCAGUCUGGAUAAAGACGCCUGGGCCAUCCGCUUCUUUGUCUCCGAGGGCUUUGAGCUCUUUGUAGCUCAGUCCUUCUCCAAAAACUUCGGCCUGUACAACGAGAGAGUGGGGAACCUGACGGUGGUUUCCCAGGACAGCGAGAAUCUGACCCGUGUCCUGUCUCAGAUGGAGAAGAUUGUCAGGACGACCUGGUCCAACCCCCCGUCUCAGGGAGCGCGCAUCGUCAGCAAGACCCUCAACUGCCCCGAGCUCUUCGCUGAAUGGAAAGGGAACGUGAAGACCAUGGCCGACCGGGUUCUGUUGAUGAGGGAUCAGCUGAAGUCGAAGCUGCAGGCCCUGGGAACCCCGGGGACCUGGGACCACAUCACCCAGCAGAUCGGCAUGUUCAGCUUCACCGGCCUCAACCCCAAACAGGUGGAGCACAUGAUCAAGGAGAGGCACGUGUACCUGAUGGCCAGCGGCCGCAUCAACAUGUGCGGCCUCACCACCAAGAACAUCGACUACGUCGCCGAGUCCAUCCACGAGUCCGUCACCAAGGUCCAGUAAAGGAGGCGGCCUCCCUGUCCGCCCACUUCCUGCCUCCUGCACGCCACAGGAAGUAUCACCGUGUCUACGCCCCCUGUUCCCCGCCCCCCCGGCUUAACCUCUCCUCUGAUUGGAUAAACUGCAGCAGGGUUAUUUGCAGUUGAGCCAAUGGGAGGAGGAUGUGUUUCUGUUCUCACGGUAAAGUACUAAUCUUUGGGAGGUGCAAUGACUUUAGGGAAACACUUGAACAGUCAGGUAUCGCUGAGUUCACCAGAACUAUAGAAUAUAGUAAGAAUUAAAACGUCUUUGAUCCAUUUCCUGCCUCAGAUUUCCUCAUAAUGUGUCAUUUCUCGUCACAAACAUUCACUUGAGCUUUUGUUAUGAGUUAACAUUUACAUGAAUGUGUGUAUAUGUAAUCAACAGCUGCUUUCAGACAUGCACUGAAGUCCUGACAGUUUUCCAGAAGGGCUGUAAGUGACGAUGCAAAUGUCCGAGUCAGUUUUCCUGCCAGCGAGCGGAUGUGUUGACGAUGUUUCUAACAAACGAGGGACGACUCUUUUUGAGUCUUUGUGGAAAUGUCCGGACCCAUUUUUCAGUUUCUUCCAUGUCUGAGAGCAGCUUCACUCCUUCCUAUUUCCUGCACAAGUUCUAAACAAGGACAAAUCAUGUUACAUGUUGAAAUCAUGAAUAAACUGCUACUAAGGUCUGUGACACGAUAGAAAUGAAGCAACACGUCGUCUGCACAGUGGUUUUGUGCAGUUUAAAAUUUGAAUAAGUUGUUGGAGACGACAAAUCAAACUCAGUUUCAACAGUUACCGUCUCCGUCAUGUGACUUGUUGUUUGGUCACUCGCUUGUCGUGCAUGUGCCUGAUGGUGGGAGCUCACAAAGCUUUUUUUUUAUUUUGAUUGCCACCAGUGAGUGAACCCCCCCCCCCACCCUGUGGUGUGUUGUGUUCCCCCCCCUGCACUGAUCUGUGUUACAGCCUCUGUAGAGUCACUAGUUGUGUUGGUCGGACCUCAGAGCCCGACACUUGUGAGCCACUCUCCUGUUCUGUGGUGGUGUUUGUUGAAGGCACACAGCAGUAUGUGUUCAUACUGGAAUAAAUUAUAAACUACAGGAACCAGUCAAA